Messenger RNA from Boleophthalmus pectinirostris (great blue-spotted mudskipper), 3326 nucleotides. It is a transcript of the gene snupn, whose product is annotated as snurportin 1. Gene Ontology annotation, cellular component: cytoplasm; nucleus. Lineage: Eukaryota; Metazoa; Chordata; Actinopteri; Gobiiformes; Gobiidae. Bases 97 to 1224 code for a protein of 375 amino acids. The record is from RefSeq and is a predicted model, not a curated record. The transcript has 9 exons. Gene Ontology annotation, molecular function: nuclear import signal receptor activity; protein binding. Gene Ontology annotation, biological process: protein import into nucleus; snRNA import into nucleus.
GCACUUGCAGGAGCGUCUCUGUCCCCGAAGAAGAAUCCAACAUGGCGGAGUAGGCUCUUCACGAUCUGCUCUAGUCUUCUACCACCACGAGCCCCCAUGGAGGACCUGACCGCUGCCCUCUCGGCCAGUUUCUCUGUGUCCAAAGAGCCCAACAGCACGGCGGCCCCUCACCCUCGGCUGGCACAGUACAAGACCAAGUACAGCGUGUUGGAGCAGAGUGAGCGGAGACGACGAUUCCUCGAGCUGCAGAAAACUAAAAGGUUGAACUACGUGAACCAUGCGCGGCGUUUGGCUGAUGGGGACUGGACCAGCACAGACAGCGAUGGAGAGGAGCAGGUGGAGGCAGCGGAGCAGGGAGACCAGCCUCGGGAUGCCCCAGAAGAGGAAGAGGAGGAGGGGAUGGAGGUGGAGAGGAGGAGACUGCCCAAACACUACGCCAACCAGCUGAUGCUGUCUGAGUGGUUGGUGGACGUCCCUUCAGAUCUGGCCUGUGAUUGGCUGCUCGUCGUUUGUCCCGUGGGAAAGAGAUCGCUCAUCGUCGCCUCAAAGGGUUCGACUGCGGCCUACACCAAAAGUGGAUACUGCGUGAGCCGCUUCCCCUCGCUGCUGCCCGGUGGGAACAGGCACAACUCGGCCAUGGGAAAAGAUUACACGAUCCUAGACUGCAUCUACAGUGAGGUGGACCGGACCUAUUACAUUCUGGACGUGAUGUGCUGGAGAGGACAUCCCGUCUACGACUGUCCGACCGAGUUCCGGUUUUACUGGCUCCAGUCCAAAGUCCAGGAGACCGAGGGGCUGUCGGAGAUCGCCAAGCGAAACCCGUUCCGGUUCGUGAGCCUAAAAAGCACAGACUGCUCUCUUCAGUCCAUUCACAAAUCUCUGGCGGCCGACUACAAUUUCACUGUGGACGGGCUCCUCUUCUACCAUAAGCAGACUCACUACACGCCCGGCAGCACUCCUCUGGUGGGCUGGCUGCGUCCUUACAUGGUCGCCGACAUCCUGGGUAUCGAAGUCCCCGUAGGACCCCUGACCAAAAAGCCAGACUACGCCGGGCACCAGCUGCAGCAGAUCCUGGAGCACAAGAAGACCUCCAGCGAAGUCAGACCCAUCGAAAGCAACGGGGGCUACGAACUGGAGCACCUGUCCACGCCGAGUCAGAACGGCAAGGGCGAAGACAAGUUUUUAAACCAGAGGCCAAUCAGAGAAGCGCAAAUGGAGAUGUAAUAUGGAACUUUUUUGCUUCACCUGCUUAUCUCCAUGGAAAUGUUAUAGCUUUGUGUAGAAUGUUCCACAGCCUAGAUUAAACCAAGGGAGACGAGCAGGUUACAGCAUUACGUUAUAAAUCAUAUCUGCGGAGAGUCGUGCCUAUUCACAGAAAGAAUUAUUGCAUUUUUGAGCAAUAUAAACACGUUUGAUUCAUAUGUUUAAUGUCAUACCAUGAAACACUCCAGGCAAAGCAAUAACAUCUCCAUGGAGACGAGCAGGUAGCAGACUCAGAAAAAUUGCACGUUUUAAUUGCUUUUCCACAGUAUGGCAUUAAACCUGUCGCUCUCCCUGAACACAAGCAGGUAGCACCACUAGGCCAAGCAUUUCCUCAAUCACGUGGGUUUAAUUUGCUUAAAAAGACCCAUAUUUUGCUGUUUUCUGGUCUAUUUUAUAAUGCUGUUUCCUCAUCACAAACAUAUCUCCAUGGAAACAAGCAGGACAUUACAUAGUGGAACAUUUCACAUGAUAUAUCGCAAGUACUGUAUUUUUCGGACUAUAAGUCGCAAAAAAUGCACGAUGAAGAAGAAAAAAACAUAUAUAAGUCACACUUUUUGGGGGGAAAUUUAUUUUAUAAAAUCAGAGACCAGGAACCGACAUUUUACCUUGAAAGUAAAGUUCUAGUAAUAACAACAGAAGAGAGAACGACAGACUUUUAACGUCACAUAUGAACAGUUCUUCAGAUAAACUAUAACAUAAACAACAGAACAAGUUUACCAAACUCUCCAUCUCACUCCAAAUCACUAAAUCCACUGAAUUCUUCAUCCUCAAUGUCACUUCUGAGCAACUCUGCGACCCUUGGAAGUAAACAGAGCGCCUCUUCCUCUUCUGUGUAGCUGUCGUCAGACUCAGCAUCAGUUCCUGUUAGAAUUAUUCUGGCCUUUCUGAAUCCCGACAGGAUGGUUUCACUUGUGUUUAUGUUUGUUUAAAUUUUAAAUUGUCGGUGAUACAGAAGAAAUGGUGCGAUCGACUGACAUGAUACAAACAGGACAGAGGCUCUUUCUCUUUCUUCUGCCGACGUGCGCAGUAGAGUGAAGUGACAGUAGUACAGGAGUACACAAGCUUAGAGCACCCUCUCGCAACUGUCAGUGUGAAAAUUUUAACAUAUAAGUCACACCGGAGUAUAAGUCGCAGGACCAUCCAAAACAUGAAAAAAGUGUGACUUAUAGUCCGAAAAAUACGGUAUUGUUUACCUUGAGGCUUAAUGUCAUACUGUGAAAGAUUCUAGACAAAAAGCAAUAACAUUUUCAAAUUGCACGGUGCAUGUUUACGUUUUCAAUCCAGAUGCCUUUCCUGACACGCCACACUAGUUGGGGAAAAAAUAUAAAUAUACUUAAUUAUGCCAACUAAAUAAAUACUCUUACAGAAAAACUAAAAUGUUUUCCAGUCAGUGAAAACAAAAAACUUAAGGCACUCAAGAAAAGUAGAAGUUGCACGUGAAAAAAAUAUCAAGGAAAGGCCUUUAAUUUUUAUUUAAAUAGCCGAAGCCAACAUGUUUCAACCAUACACAAUUCUGUAUUUAGUAUUUUUUUUGUUUCUAAAUUGAUAUUCUGUCAUUUUUUAGCUUCAAGUUCACUUCUAAAAUAUUAGUUUAAACAAUAAAGCAAUUGGCUUUUAUCAAUGCAUGCAAAUUGUCUUUUAAUCACGCAAUUUUUGGAGCACAUUCAACCAAAUUCAGAAACACAAAAACUACUACUAUCUACUUUGAACAUGAUAAUACCAUACAGUAAAUUUCAAUAUCAGUUUUUAUUUUACUGUCAAAUUUGUACAAAUGUAAUGUAAAACAUUUCAUGGCAAAGACAAUGCAGUUACAAAAGUUGAAGUACCUUUUAUUUGUCAAAUCAGUGUUUUUCCUUUUCAUUCACAGUGCGGUUUUUGAGUUUUUGUACUUGUAUUAUUCUGUUUUCACACUUCCUUUACACAGAUGGGGUGGGGUGAUUUAACACGCUUGGAGUAACUUGGGGACUUUUACAAUGUGCUGUCCAAAAGCAUAGUAUUUUUUAAUGUUUCAUGUUAAAUAAAUUGUUUUUAUGCCUGUUGUUGAGUAAAACUGUUUGAGCUUA